GCAUGGCACAUUUUUUUGUGGAAGGUAGACGCUAGUAGCUUUCCGUUCAUAGUAGGCUACCACCGCCCGAGCGGCCGAGUUCCCCCGCGUCUUACUGUAGGCUAAUGAUGUCCUUCCACUGAAUACGAAACCGACAGUUUUGACUGCAUUUUCGCGAUUAGCUGUUCCACAUUGGGACUUCUUCUAAACUGAAUCAAAGCUGGCUUUAGCUGUCUCACCUUUCGAUUCUGUCUUUCUAUUCUCUAGACUUCCUACUCGCCUGGCCACUCAUCUUUCCCGCAGAAUAUCUGCUGCAGUCGACAAAUAAAACCGAUUAUUCGCAGAUUGCGUUUACAUCUGGACACGCUCGGGAGAUUUGAGGCCUACUGUUAGCCCAUCUCUAUUGUAAAGAAGAAAACGUCUACGUGUUUUUGCGACUAUAUAAUGCCGACACAUCUGCGAUUUCGGAGAAGGUCAUUCCUUGGGCUUAUAUUCCUCUUCUCACUGUCCACCACGGCAUUGUACUUCAUCUAUUCAGCGCCUGGUAUCGUAAAUGAGUACCUGUUUAUGGUGCAGGCCACAGGGAUUCACAUCAAGGACAACGUGAAGAAUAUCGGUGUUCAAGUUCUAGAGCAGGUGGUCAGAGGUGGUUACAAUAUCAAUGGCACAGAUUAUGCCUAUGACUUCAACCUGAGUGAGAGUGAUGUGCCGCCCACCACAUACCUCCCCGACAGCUUCACCUAUUUGUCCUCACAGAUUUGCCCAGAGAGACUGCCCUCCAUGAAGGGGAGGCUGGAGGUGAAUAUGAGUGAGAUGGCUCUGGAGGAUGUGGAGAGGGUUCUGUUGAAUGCUGAGCCUAGCAUGACCCUGGGGGGCUACUGGAAGCCCAGGGACUGUGUCCCACGCUGGAAGGUGGCGAUACUGGUCCCAUUCCGAAACCGCCAUGAGCACCUGCCUAUCUUACUCAAACACCUGAUACCAGCACUACAAAGACAGAGGCUACAGUUCGCCUUCUAUGUUGUAGAGCAGGUUGGUAGUGAGCCCUUCAAUAGGGCCAUGUUGUUUAACGUGGGCUUCCAGGAGGCUAUGCGGGACCUGGACUGGGACUGUAUGGUGUUCCAUGAUGUAGACCACAUGCUGGAGAACGACAGGAACUACUACGGCUGUGGAGACAUGCCUCGCCACUUCGCUGUCAAACUCAACAAGUACUCCUACAUGCUUCCGUACAAUGAGUUCUUUGGUGGCGUCAGUGGUCUAACAGUGGAACAGUUCACCAAAAUCAAUGGCUUUCCCAAUGCAUUCUGGGGCUGGGGAGGAGAAGACGACGACCUUUGGAACAGGGUGCAGUAUGCUAACUACACGGUCAGUCGGCCGCAGGGAGAGUUGGGCCGUUACAUGUCAAUCCCACACCACCACCGUGGCGAGGUGCAGUUCCUGGGAAGGUACACUCUCCUAAGGCGCUCUAAGGAGAGACAGAGUCUGGAUGGGCUCAACAACCUGCGGUACUCCCCCCUAUUGUCCCGGAGGCCUCUCUACACCAACAUAUCAGUCAGCCUGAGCAGGAAGCUAGCCCCUAUAGCAGACUAUAACUGACCAGGAUGCAGCGGGCCACACAGCCCUCCGGGGAAACGAAGUCAUUAUGGACGUCAGCCAUAUCUCACCAGUCACAGCACUCCUUAGGACUUUUUAGUUCAUUUACUUUGAUUCGGUUUUUUAAGCAAAAAAGACAUGCAGAACGGUGUUGAUUGAUCAAUCCUCGUGACAUGUAAGGAGAAAGCCGCACUCGUUUUGUGCUGUGGUCCAUCAAUCGCUUCUAUCAUCCGGGCUUCUCCACUCUUCUGUCUCCACCUGCCCUCCACACCAUUUUGGGCCUUUAGCAUUCAUUCUUUCAUUAAUUUGUUCAGUAAGUCAUUAAUUCACUCAUGGAGACAAUGGCAACUGUAACCAUAAGGGAAACAGGAACACUUUCCCUCUAUAGGGCUGUGGUGUGGAGGGGACAGUAGUGUAGUUUGUGGAUGUGGCUGAAGGAGUUAGGUUGUACACAAAUCUGCUGACACAGUCCCGAGGCUUUGAUUUUAUUUUGACCUUGAAUAUUUGACCUGAAUAUUUUUCAUUGACUUAUUAAACCUGUGAAAAACAGACCCACACAGAGUAGGUCCUCACAGCUGGCUCUGUGUAGGACAUGGAGGGAGAGAGAGACGCUGUGGACAAAGGUAUAACAUUAGCUUGAGACUGACUUGUGUGCAGAGUGGCUGACUGGUCACAGUAGACACACCUUUAGCUAAAUAAACAUACUAGCCUAGCAAAUUGAACAUAUUUGACAGUACAGUGUGAGAGAGAGAGGGAUAGCUAUGUAUGUGUGAGUGAGAGAGGGAUAGCUGUGUAUGUGUGAGAGAGAGGGAUAGCUGUGUAUGUGUGAGAGAGGGAUAGCUGUGUAUGUGUGAGAG
This is a messenger RNA of Oncorhynchus gorbuscha (pink salmon), 2426 nucleotides long. It is a transcript of the gene b4galt5, whose product is annotated as UDP-Gal:betaGlcNAc beta 1,4- galactosyltransferase, polypeptide 5. The transcript has 9 exons. Gene Ontology annotation, biological process: glycoprotein biosynthetic process; carbohydrate metabolic process. NCBI's taxonomy places the organism in Eukaryota, Metazoa, Chordata, Actinopteri, Salmoniformes, Salmonidae. The record is from RefSeq and is a predicted model, not a curated record. Gene Ontology annotation, molecular function: UDP-galactose:glucosylceramide beta-1,4-galactosyltransferase activity. The coding region runs from base 424 to 1572 and encodes 382 amino acids.